CACCUACCUAACCUGACCCGUAUUGACAUACACGUAGUCUGUUGGUUAAAUUUGUUGUUUCGUGUACGGAAGCGAAAAAGUAGAAAUAAGUAGCACAGGCUAAAAUGGAAAGUAGUGAAGACAAAGUAUUUGAUAAGGAGCAGUGGAAACUUGAGGCAGAAGCGGUGAUAGCUGAUGUUAAGUGCCACGUCAAAGAAUUGAAAUUAUCAGACAAACUACCGAAUACGAACAAUCGUGUGUAUCUAAACUUGACGACGCUGGAAGAAGUCAAAUAUUGCGUAGAACUGUCGCCCCUCGGUUUUGCCGUCGUAGAUAAGACAUACGACAGCGAUUUGAACCGAGAAGCUCAAUAUUACGAAACCCCUUACAGCCUGCUGAACUACAUCAGCCCCGAAUAUACGCGGUCCUUUGGAUUGUUAGUUCACGAAAAACUUAGCAAAAUCACACAUAAAUAAUGCAAUAAAUACGGUGUACCGUCGUACAUAAUAAAAGCGAUCAUAUUCGAA
Molecule: messenger RNA, 506 nt
Organism: Neodiprion virginianus
Lineage: Eukaryota; Metazoa; Arthropoda; Insecta; Hymenoptera; Diprionidae
Product: GSK3-beta interaction protein
Exons: 1
Coding region: 105-455 (116 amino acids)
Biological process (GO): regulation of canonical Wnt signaling pathway
Cellular component (GO): cytoplasm
Molecular function (GO): protein kinase A binding; kinase regulator activity
Source: RefSeq, a predicted model, not a curated record